UAUUCCGACUCGGUUCAGCCACCAUCUGUCCACCCCUCCCGUGUUUCUUCUAACUUAAUUUGGGGCUACUUUCAAGAUGACAGAAGAAAAGAGUGUUCGGCAUGUAAAGCUGGUAACUGGCCAGCUUCCGUGGGAUUUGAUGUCACCUUUAGAUUGGUUCAAUUGAAAAUGGAAACACUGGAGUCUGAGCUGACCUGCCCGAUCUGUCUGGAGUUGUUUGAAGAUCCCCUGCUCUUGCCCUGUGCCCACAGCCUGUGCUUUAAUUGCGCCCACCGUAUCCUGGUUUCUCACUGCUCCACCAGCAAGCCCCUCGAGUCCAUCUCGGCCUUUCAGUGCCCCACGUGCCGUUACGUCAUCACGCUGAAUCACCGCGGCCUGGAGGGCCUUAAGCGCAAUGUGACGCUGCAGAACAUCAUUGACCGCUUUCAAAAGGCCUCCCUUAGUGGCCCCAACUCCCCCACAGAGAGCCGGCGCCUGCAGCCGCAGCGGCCCUACACCGCCACCAUUAGCGGAACAAUAGCUGGAACAAUUGGCGGCGGUGGUGGCACAAGUGGAAGUAGUGCCCGCAGCAGUCCGGCCACUUCCAGCCACUCCCAUCCGCACGCCAACCACACCAAUCACUCCAAUCACACCAACGCCAACCACAGCCCAGCUGUCGUGGCUAAGAUGGAUCUGCGUAUCAGCUGCCAGUUCUGUGAGCAGGAUCCACCGCGUGAGGCUGUUAAAACAUGUGUGACGUGUGAGGUAUCGUACUGCGACCGCUGCUUGCGCGCAACACACCCAAAUAAGAAACCCUUCACCAGCCACCGCCUGGUGGAGCCGGUACCAGACACUCACAUUCGCGGCCUCACCUGCCUGGAGCAUGAGAAUGAGAAGGUCAACAUGUAUUGUUUGGUGGAUGACCAGCUCAUUUGUGCCCUCUGCAAGCUCGUGGGGCGCCACCGAGAGCACCAGGUGUCCUCACUCACUGAACGUUUUGACAAGCUCAAGGCUUAUCAGGUGAGCCCGGGCAGAGUGUCAGAUGCGGUAAUGGAGGCUUCAAAGACAAGCGCUGCGCAAACCUUGGAGAAUAACCUGACCAACCUGGUGAAGAGAAACAGUGAACUGGAGAACCAAAUGGCCAAGCUCAUCCAGAUCUGUCAACAGGUUGAGGUAAACACAGCCAUGCAUGAAGCCAAGCUAGUGGAGGAGUGUGAUGAGCUGGUGGAGAUCAUCCGCCAGAGAAAACAGGUCAUUGCUGUGAAAAUCAAGGAGUCCAAGGUGAUGAAGCUGCGUAAGUUGGCCCAGCAGAUUGCAAACUGUCGUCAGUGUCUGGAGCGCUCCAGUGCCCUUAUCACCCAGGCUGAGCAGAGCCUGAAGGAGAACGACCACGCCCGCUUCCUCCAGACUGCCCGAAAUGUAGCUGAAAGGGUUGCCAUGGCGACAGCCUCCUCCCAGGUACUCAUCCCUGAUGUCAACCUGAACGAGGCGUUUGACAACUUUGCCCUGGACUUUUCCCGAGAGAAGAAGAUCCUAGAAGGACUAGAUUACCUAACAGCUCCCAAUCCACCAUCCAUAAGAGACGAGCUGUGCACCGCCUCACAUGACACCAUCACUGUUCACUGGACGUCAGAGGACGAAUUCAGCGUCACCUCCUACGAACUGCAGUACACCAUCUACACUGGCCAAACAAACUUCAUCAGUUUGUACAACUCGGCCGACAGCUGGAUGAUCGUACCUAACAUCAAGCAGAACCACUACACGGUGCAUGGCUUGCAGAGUGGCACCCGUUAUAUCUUCUUUGUCAAGGCUAUCAACCAGGCAGGAAGCCGCAACAGUGAGCCAGCCCGCCUCAAAACCAAUAGCCAGCCCUUCAAGUUGGACCCAAAAACAGCCCAUAAGAAGCUGCGUCUUUCCAACGACUGUCUGACCAUGGAGAAGGACGAAAGCUCGCUGAAGAAGAGCCACACCCCAGAGCGUUUCAGCGGCACAGGCUCCUAUGGUGCUGCUGGUAAUGUCUUCAUUGACAGCGGGUGCCACUACUGGGAGGUACUGCUGGGAGCAUCCACAUGGUAUGCCAUCGGCGUGGCUUACAAAUCAGCUCCAAAAAAUGAAUGGAGUGGCAAGAACUCAUCCUCAUGGGUGUUCUCACGCUGCAACAACAACUUCAUGAUGCGCCAUGAUGGCAAGGAGAUGUUGGUGGAGGCAAGCCUGCAGCUGAGGCGGCUGGGUGUCCUGCUGGACUAUGACAACAAUUCAUUGUCCUUCUAUGAUGCCAUGAACUCCCAGCACAUUCACACCUUUGAAAUCUCCUUCCUCCUGCCCGUUGUACCCACUUUCAUGAUUUGGAAUAAGUCAGUCAUGAUACUCUCAGGGCUACCCGUCCCCGAUUUUGUCGACGGCAUGGCUCCAGAUCAUCAAGAGCAGCAGCAGCAGAUGGGCCUGUGCCGACAAGAGUCGCCAUACUUGACCGGGAUGAAGUCCUGUCACUGAGAAAAGGCUUAGUGUGGCCUAGCAGAGUCCACUCAGGCCCAGUGACUCAAAGA
This is a messenger RNA of Scomber japonicus (chub mackerel), 2525 nucleotides long. It is a transcript of the gene mid2, whose product is annotated as midline 2. The coding region runs from base 169 to 2472 and encodes 767 amino acids. The record is from RefSeq and is a predicted model, not a curated record. The transcript is spliced from 11 exons. Gene Ontology annotation, molecular function: zinc ion binding; protein binding. NCBI's taxonomy places the organism in Eukaryota, Metazoa, Chordata, Actinopteri, Scombriformes, Scombridae.